Molecule: messenger RNA, 1176 nt
Organism: Humulus lupulus (European hop)
Lineage: Eukaryota; Viridiplantae; Streptophyta; Magnoliopsida; Rosales; Cannabaceae
Product: chitinase 2-like
Exons: 1
Coding region: 1-837 (278 amino acids)
Biological process (GO): carbohydrate metabolic process
Molecular function (GO): hydrolase activity, hydrolyzing O-glycosyl compounds
Source: RefSeq, a predicted model, not a curated record
AUGGAGUACAUAGGAGCGACGGGCGUACCAGUCAAAUUCUACACCGUACCGAUCGACCAAGGCAUUGACUUUCACUUCAUCCUCGGCUUCGCCAUCGACGCAAGCCCAGAAGGAGACUCACAAAACGGUGUGUUCUCCCCUUACUGGGUUUCCACACUAACCCAAACCUCCGUCGCCCAAAUCAAAUCCCGCUACCCUAACGUUAAAGCCCUAGCCAGUCUCUCCGGCUGGAGUCUUGGCGACACAGUCCUUCGCUGGUACGACCCGGAGGAUCCCAACCUUUGGAUCACCAACGCCUUCACCUCCCUCAAAUCCAUCGUCGAAGACUACCACCUCGAUGGAAUCGACAUCGACUACGAGAACUUCCCGAAACGACGCCGUCGCUCCAGUCCCAACUCCACCUUCGCUUACUGCAUCGGCGAGCUCAUCUCCCUCCUCAAGAACCAAAGCGUCAUCUCUGUGGCAACCAUCGCGCCGUUCUACACGACGGUGGGGCCGUACAUGGACCUGUACGGACGGUACGAGGAGGUGAUAGACUUCGUGAACUAUCAGUUCUAUACGGAUCGGGUUCGGAGCGCGAGAGGGUAUUUGGAUACUUUCCGGGUCCGAUCGAUGCAAUUUGGAGCGGAGAAACUGUUGCCGAGCUAUGAGGUAAAAGGGAGAGGGAUUCAAGGGGAGGCGUUCUUCGAUGCUCUGAGACUGCUGGAGAAGAGUGGGUUCAGUGUGAAUGGGGUGAUGAUUUUCUCGGCAGAUGCUUCUGUCGAUGGUGGAGGCGAUGACUAUUAUUACGAGAAGAAAUCUCAGGCUUUCUUGCUUAAUUCCACUACUCUAGUGUGAUUAUUAUUAUUAUUAUUAUUAAACAAUAAAGUGUUGAGGAAAUGGUGAUUAGAAUUAAUAAAAUGUGUCGUGUUGUGUUCUGUUAUUUGUAUAAAUAUGUACUAUCACUCAAUGUCUCACGAUGUCUCCCGAGAACAAAGAUGUAAUAUAAGCAUCACAAAAAAAAAGAAAAAACAAAUAAGAGUAUAUAACGAAUGAAGAUCCCUAUCAAAUAAAGUUGUGCCAAACCGUGUACACUCAAUAGAAAUUUGACACCUUUAGUGUUUUUAAAGAGCAUUUCUAACACGUUGGAGCCCUAUAGAUUGUGUUAAAUGUAUAAGGGAAAUUUCACUCUUCAUA